This is a messenger RNA of Chenopodium quinoa (quinoa), 3119 nucleotides long. RefSeq lists its product as uncharacterized. The transcript has 14 exons. The coding region runs from base 564 to 2063 and encodes 499 amino acids. Lineage: Eukaryota; Viridiplantae; Streptophyta; Magnoliopsida; Caryophyllales; Amaranthaceae. The record is from RefSeq and is a predicted model, not a curated record.
GGUGUCUGUUACGAAUAAGGUUUUAAAGUAAGCCCUAAAUUUUUACUUUCCCCUUUCUCACUCCCUCUGUAAAAAAAUUUCCUCUUUCUCUCUCCAAUAUUAAAGCAGCUCCCGCGCGCAAGGUCGUCGUCCUCACCUCCCUCAACUCCAUUGAAGGAGCUCCAAGCUCAGUUCAAUCUUUUGCUCCUCUCAUUCUCACUCUUCUCCUCCAUUGAAGUGCACUCCGAGUUCUCCAUUAUUGAAGCGCACUCCGAGUUCUCCAUUAUUGAAGCGCACUCCGAGUUCUCCAUUGAAGCGCUGUUUGAGUUCUCCAUUGAAGCGCUGUCUGAGUUCUCCAUUGUAGCGCUCAUAGUUCUCCAUUAAAUCUUGCCCUGCGCAUGAUAAGCUUUGGAUGUGAUUACCACUGGGCACAAAAAGAUUCUCGCUUUGAUCAAGAGGAGCAGCUCGGUCCUUAGCUCCCUCAACUCUAUUAAAGCAACUCCGUCCUCAUUUCAAGAUGGUGAUUUGAUGCGGCUUAAAUCUGACAAUUUGGUGUAGGCAUACUACAAUGGAAGAAAACAGAGAUGAUCAUGAUGGACAGGAACAAAUCUGGUGACAUGGAUGCCUCCACUUCCCAAGUAAAAUCUUCUACAAAAAAGGGACGAGGCCCGUCCAAAUCAGUCCAAACAAUUACACCCGUGUUCCUCGAAUUUGAUGAGUUUGACAUGUCUAUUGGAAAGUGGGAAUCUGCUUAUGGGAAGCAAAUUGGUAAUUGUGCUCAAAGAGUUAACAUUAAUGUGAAGGGAUAUCCGAAGUAUGAUAAAGUUCAAAAGCAAAACUUGUGGGAGGAGAGUAAGCGGAAGUUCCACAUUGAUGAUCCCAAGGGUAGUAAAGAGAAGAAGUUCCACGAAGCUGUUGGUGCUAGAUUUAGGAAGCACAAGUCUUGGUUAGUUUCACGAUUCAUUACUAAGAGAACUGCACCUCCGCCUGACUCACCAAGUGCAAACAUUAAGCCCUGGGAGCUUUAUGAAGGUUACAUCACAGAAGAGCAAUGGAAAGAGUUUGAGACAUAUUGCAAUACAGAUGAAUUUAAGGCUCUGAGUGAAAAAGGCAAGGAAAAUGCAAAGAAUAAUAAGCAUCGCCACCAUCUAGGCUCCAAGAGUUAUGAGAGGGCUCGAGUUGAUUGGAGUAAGACCAAUAGAAUUCCAGCAGAAUCUUCAACCUCAAGCACCACAGAGUCCACAACAAGCUGUGUAAUGAGUGAAAAGCUUAGAAAUCGGUCUCUUUAUUGGAUUUUGGCCCGUCAAACUCGUAAUGCAGAUGGAUCGUGGGCUAUAGACCCGAAGAAUACCGAAACCCAGCAAAUAGCCAAUGCUAUUUUGGAAAACUUGCAAAAGAAUGAUGAAGGAAACAAUUCAAGUGAUGUUAUUGGUAUGGAUGCCCUCGACAAGGCUUUAGGAAAAAGGGAUCACUGCGGGCAUGUAAAAGCACUAGGAAGGUGUGGGGUUGGAGUUAGUCACACACAAGUAUUUGGGAAGGGAUACAAAAAGGGUAAAUCAUCCGGCCAAGGUGGAUGCUCAUUAGAAGAGUUAGAAUCAAUGAAAGCUACCUUAACUCAAGAAUUUGAGGCGAGGCUAGAAGAAAAGGUUGAAGAGAAGCUUCAAGAGAGGAUUGAAGAGAGGUUGGAACAACGGGUGGCAAUGGAGGUGAAAGCUUAUCUCGCCAAUUUACUACCACAGAUGACCGGUGACGUGGAGGCAUUUCAAGGAAUGCAAGUGAUUACGAACAUGGAGGCAACACAAAGCCCUCGUGUAAUAGAGGUAGCCACUAAAUGUCGCCUAGCAUUGAAAGAUGAGUACAAUCAAUAUUUAGUGGUUGUGGCAGAUGGAACGGUAUAUCCUGUUACCGGUGAAGUUACGCACAACCUGAAGAUGUUACCUGAUCAUUACAGGGUUAGUGUGGACAACCUUUAUCCCGACUGUGCCCUCCUCGAUAUACCGGUACCGUCUCCCGAUGGUGUGACUAAGUUGGGAAAAGCCAAGUCUUCCUUUGUACUAUGGCCCAUAGACAUGGUUUUUUUUUGAAGAAGAGGUUUCAACAUCGCCCAAAAAGAAGCAUAGAUCUCGCCAAAGCAAAGAAGGGGACGAUAGUUGUGGUGUGAAAUCAAGGCAAUCUACCAUCAAACCCACAAAAUUCCUACCACUUGAAGAUGAAAUUGUCGAUACUUUUGUCGAGGGGUGUGAGUUGUUGUAUUGGUUAAUGAAUUCUGAUGAUGCAAAGUAUGAUACAACAUCGGUACUUUUAAAGGCCUCAAUGUUUAAUUUUGAUAGCGACAAACAUAUUUGGGUAACUGCUACCGAUGUACGUGAAUUUCUAAGAGGAUCGUGGGCUAAUGUUUCAUUGAUUCAUGUUUAUAUCAUGUAUUUAGUAGACAACUUCAUCGACCUUUUCAACAGGACUGAGAUCACAUUCUUUUGUCCUCAACUCAUUUCUGAAUCUUCAAUUGAGAAUGAUUACCUUGAAACUUAUACAUAUGUGAAGAAUACAUUUUUGCAUGAAGUAAGAAAGACGGGUAAACGUUGCAAAUUCAUCGUGGCUCCAUAUGUCGCAAGUGGUCAUUGGGUUCUUGUGGUGGUUGAUCUACAAUUAGGUUUAGCUUAUGAGUUUGACUCUAUGAAGCUAGCUAAAGAAAAUCCCUGAAAAUUGAAAAUUGCUGAGAUUAUGAUGACGGCUUAUAAAGUAUAUCGGGCGAAUCUCACAGGGAGUGAAUUGAAAUCACAAAGGCAAAAAUUGAAAUUCAUACAAAUGGAGUGUGCUCAAAAACAAGGAGGCUUUGAAUGUGGCUACUACAUUAUGAGAUACAUGUAUGAGAUUGUUACUUCUCACUUGGAGUGCAAAGGUGUCUUAGAAGAGGAUUUUUGUCCAAGGACCACCCCGUAUGAUGUUGACGAGUUGAAUGUGGUUCGAGAACAAUGGGCGCAAUACUUUAGAAGUAAAUAUUUAUUGAAUGCUUAACUAUUAGCUUAGGUAGAACAACGUAAUAUUUUUAGUGUUGUUGUAUAUGUUGGAUAAAUUUAUACAAGUUUUUAUUUGUAAUGUGUUACUACUUCAGUUUUUAUAUUACGUCGUAUUAAUUUUUA